Anopheles bellator is the source of this 595-nucleotide messenger RNA. RefSeq lists its product as uncharacterized. The transcript has a single exon. The record is from RefSeq and is a predicted model, not a curated record. Lineage: Eukaryota; Metazoa; Arthropoda; Insecta; Diptera; Culicidae. The coding region runs from base 1 to 171 and encodes 56 amino acids.
AUGGUGUUUAUAGUCGCGUUCCCGGCCGUGGCCAUGCUGGCCAUGUUUAUCGUGCUGGUCAUCAUGCUGAUCCUGCGCUUCGGUGCACGGUGUGGUCUACGCCACCACGCCCUGCCCGACGAUCAGGAGCUGCGCGAUAAGGCGUACGAUCAGAAGGUCAGCUAUGCAUGACCCCUAUGAAUGCACCACUGGCCGGUGCAUUCAUGGGUGUAUCGUAUCGACCACAAUCCUGCCUUCCAACCGUCGCUGUGCGGGGUCUUAUUGCAUUUUAUACAAUUUCUCGAAUAUUUUUCCACCAGAUAGCAUGUAAGAGACAUUGUAGAAUGGCCACCGAGGAGUGUUUUUUUAAAGCGUUCAAGGUAGAAUAGUCCUUCCAUAUCCUCUCGCGAGCUCCAUCCAUUAGAGUAAGAUUUUAUUUUCUCUACUAAAACAUGGAAACGUUUCCGUCCGACACGAUAGGUAGGAGCUGCAUUUUUGCACAACGAUCGCCGCACAAUCGUCACAAUCUAUACUCGACGCCGUAGUCUCUAUUGAGGUCCUUUUAAGUAACCCUUCGAGCCCAAUGUUAACCCAACACGCACAGCAAUAAAAGUAA